AUCCUUGAGAGACGAGCAACAGGAAGGGGAAGGCAAGGUCGCAAAAUUCGACUUCUUGGUUGCUUGUGGAUGACUUCAUAGACAAGCCUUCGGCUGCCUCUCUCCUGUCUGAACAAACCUGGAGGUUGGAAGUCUUUGCAGAGCGCAGGUGGCUCUGGGAGCACGGAGCUGGUUGUAACUUAGCACAUCCCGGUGGUGGAAAGACUAUGGAGGGGUCCCAUGGAAUGGCACACCCUGCUGCUCCCUUCAGUGCAGAUGGAGACAGUGCAGCUGUGAUUCCUCGGAAACAACCACGCUUGCAGCUGCCUUUCCAGCAGGAGGAACAGAAGACUCUCAGGAGCUAUGAGAACAUUGAGAGCAAGGCCAGAAAAAUUCUGAGCACCUCCAAUCAGAAGAUGACCCACCUCUUUCUGCUGAAGGACUUGCCUGUGCACCUGACCUAUCUCCGGGACCGCUUCACCACUCUCGACUCCAGGCCUGCCUUGGAACCCCUCUACAUUGGGCUCUUUGGGAGCAGUGGCGCGGGGAAGAGCACCCUGCUCAACACCAUCCUGGGCAAACGCUUCUUCCUCCCGGUGUCAGGGACCCGUACGUGCACGUCCUGCCAGGUCCAUGUCAGCGUCUGCAGGAGCAAGCAUUACGAAGCCAAGAUUUUUCUCCUCUCAGAUGAGGAGUGGAAGGAGGAGGUGAGGAACCUGGUCAUGCUCCUGGAGAACAGGCAUGAAAAUAGCGAGACUGAUGGCGAUCUGGAGCAUGCCAUUAAAGUGCUGAAGAAUAUCUAUGGGGAAGGAGCUGAUGAAAAGUCUUACGAAGACCUGAUGAGAACCAAGCCUGUGAUCACUAUUCCUCCCUCAAGAGUUAUCACUCUGAGAAAGACAGAGGCAGAAGACCUCUCCAAUGAGCUGGAUCCAUACAUCCGCAACCAGGAUGGCCUCGAGGGGGUUGGAGUGGUGGACAACUCCCAGUGCAGUGAGCAGACGCGGCUCUGGCCCCUCAUCAAGCAGGUGCAAGUCACUCUCCCCUCAUCCGAUCUGGUGCCUGAAGGUGUCAUCUUUGUGGACAUCCCGGGGACAGGUGAUGCCAAUAAGAAGAGGGAUGAGAUGUGGAAAGAGAGCAUCCUGCAGUGCACAUCCAUCUGGAUCGUCGCUGAUGUUGAGCGUGUUUCUGGGGCUAAAGCACACGAAAUCAUGGUGCAAGAGGCAAUUAAAGCUUGCCAGGUCGGCAAGUGCAGCGAUAUCACCUUCGUGAUCACCAAGAUGGAUAAGAUUAAUGAGGAUGAGUACUUGAGGAGCCACCCAGGGACUUCAAGGGAUGUAAGCAAGCGUGAUGCCAUUCUGGGGAUGAAACAAGACCUGAAAGCAAGAAAGUCCAGAACACUAAGGGAGAGGAUGAAGAGGAAUCUACCCAGUGAUGCAGAGGUCCUGCAGAAGCAGGAGCUGGUUUUCCCCGUCAGUGCCCAGGAGUAUUGGAACCCCACAGUCCUCAGGAGGGAGGAUACAGAAAUCGUCGAGCUGAGAGCCCAUAUCAGGAAGCUCUACCUGGACACAAAGCGAAGUCAGUUACAAGAUUACAUGAAAGAAAUCCUUGUUGUCUUCUCUCUGGUGGAUGUUUAUCACUCCACGCAGCUCAGCCCGAAUCCAUCCGUGAAGAAGGAUGAGCUCGACAGGUUCAUGUCAGAGAAGAUCCAGACUCUGAAGAAUUCGAUUGAGGUCACUUUUGGGCAUAUAGAUACGCCUCUCAUGACCGGGGUGCGGUCUGCCCGAAGCAAGUACAAGAAAAACAUCGAGAAGGUCUUCAUGCAAGGCAGAACGUCCUCUGGCUUCCACAGGACCCUGAAAGCUGUGUGUGUGAGGAAGGGAGUGUACGUGUCCCGUGUCUUCAGUCGCAUAGACAUCAACAACUGUCUGGCUGAACCCAUCUAUGCAGAAAUUGGGGUGAUGUUUGCAAACAUAUUCAGAAAACAGGCACUCACGAGGGCCAGCCUGCAGACCUCAAUCAAUGUGUUCAGCAAGGAGGUAAAAGACAAAUUUAUGGACUUUGGGAAGGUUAUGAAUUUGAGCACGUCCAAGCUCAGCUUUCUCGAGCAAGAGACCGACAUCAUCAUGAGAGCUAUAGAUAGAGAAAUUCUUUUGAAAAAGAAGGCUAUCUAUGAAUCCCUUGAGUUGACCAUCCAAAGCAUCCUGUCGCCGUGUUAUGAAGAGGCUGCUAAUAUACGUGGGAGGGAUGCCUCUGUGCGGAUCAAAGCCACGCUGGAGAAUAACAUUGAUCUGGAGGUGCAGAGGGCAAUGUUUGAAAGAGCAAAGGAGAAGAUGAUGAGCCAGUUCCAGGAUCUGACGGAGCAGAUCACCACCAAGCUCAGCAGGGACUUCCUCAGCAUGCUGGGCAUCACGUUCUGCCACAACGACCAACUGAUGGGUGUGCUGCCAGAUCUUCGGGAAGAAUGCCAAGAAAUCCAGAAUUUGCUGGAAACACUGAGGCAACUGGAAUGACCAGAAAGGCCCUGCCAAGGAGCAGCCCUCUUCCCAUUUUGUUUUUAGUUUUUAUUGCUCUUUAGUCUGUUCGUUGCUUUUCUACCGUGGCCAGCUUGCAAGGGGGGAUUUAAAAGGAGCUAUGGGUUCAGUGGAGCAGGCUUUAAAGAUCUGGGAAGGUGUGGCUCUCCUGUGGGACACAGCACAUCCCAGCCCUCCUUGGGCUUUCCCCCUCGCUGACCUUGGUGCUUGCUGGAGGUGCCACCACGUGUGGACACCAACCAAUUACGUGUAUGGGAUUAAUUGCAUUUGUAUGAAGCAUUCACUGUAGGUCGGGUGUCGUUUUUUUUGUACUUAUUUUUUUUUUUUUUACAAAGGUGAAUGCCUUUUCCCAGUGCCUUUCAGUUCUCAGGUAGAAGCCGGCAGACUGACGCAUACCUGAAGCAACGCUGCAGCCGUGCGCGUGGAAACGGGCUGUGUGGUGCACGGAGACACCCACAGAAGGGCAGCUCUGCUGGAAGUUCUUUGCCUGAGAUCCAAUAAAACACAGAACACAACAAGA
Molecule: messenger RNA, 3030 nt
Organism: Gallus gallus (chicken)
Lineage: Eukaryota; Metazoa; Chordata; Aves; Galliformes; Phasianidae
Gene: NUGGC
Product: nuclear GTPase, germinal center associated
Exons: 19
Coding region: 207-2489 (760 amino acids)
Molecular function (GO): GTPase activity
Source: RefSeq, a predicted model, not a curated record